Messenger RNA from Leptidea sinapis, 1853 nucleotides. RefSeq names its product dorsal root ganglia homeobox protein-like. NCBI's taxonomy places the organism in Eukaryota, Metazoa, Arthropoda, Insecta, Lepidoptera, Pieridae. The transcript is spliced from 3 exons. The coding region runs from base 191 to 1168 and encodes 325 amino acids. Gene Ontology annotation, biological process: regulation of transcription by RNA polymerase II. The record is from RefSeq and is a predicted model, not a curated record. Gene Ontology annotation, molecular function: RNA polymerase II transcription regulatory region sequence-specific DNA binding; DNA-binding transcription factor activity, RNA polymerase II-specific.
UGUUCACACAUUAGGUCGAGUUAGUCGAAUAAUUUAAUUAUGAUAAUUCAAUAAGUAAGUGAAUUAAUAACGAUUAUUUGGUUCGGCCAACUUUCAAUAUCCGUACGUUGACUUAUUAUAUUAAAAUCGCGAGUGACACUUGAGUUGAAAAAAAGAUUUUGCGAUACAAUAUUAAGUGAUUCCCCCAGUAAUGGAACAUGCUAAAGAAAGCCAGUCUGGGCGCCAAAAUGUACUGAAGCAGUAUGAAUCGAAAAAUCCCACACAACUGAACUAUCCAAACCCAACACGCAGCGAUAAUAACCUAUUUCACAUGAUAAAAUGCCAUGAAAAUAGUCUUCUUAGACUUCAUCACUUGACUGCUGGAAGACAAAUGAACAACUACGAAACAUAUCAAAAUGACUUGAGUUGGUAUCAGAAAGACAUGCAGCGGCCUUACAUGAAGCCUGUAGAUUAUUUAGCAUAUGAGGACAUGCGAAGGAAAUACAACUCUGCAAGCAAUGAGAAAGAGAAGGAACAAAAGGAGUCGGAGGAAGAAAAGGAGUGCAAGACUGAUGACAGGAAAAAGCCGAGGAGGAAUAGAACUACGUUUACAAGUCAGCAGUUGGCUGCUCUUGAGAAAGUGUUUGAGAAAACUCAUUACCCGGAUGCAUUUGUUAGAGAAGAUUUAGCCACCAGAGUAAAUUUAACAGAAGCUAGAGUUCAGGUUUGGUUUCAAAACCGCCGAGCGAAAUUUCGUCGGAACGAACGAUCUGCCCUAUCGAGUAACAGGAAUCCAGGAAAUCAAAGCUCUCCAGAACCCUUGCCGGUGCCCAUCGGCAUGCCCCAGACGGAACAGCGGCCAGACAUGGGCCGCACAAAAGAACCUUGGUUGCAUCAUUUUCAAUCAAACAACCUGAACUUCAAUCUUGGACUACCAAUUUCCAAUUCGAGUCUCUACCAAAAUGACUAUCCUAUAAUGAUGCCAAAUGUUAACAAUAGGCAGUAUGCAAACAAUCCUUUGAUGAACCAAGGUAUGGGGAACUAUGGUAACACAGCUGAGAGCGGUUAUGGAUCAUGUUCUCUUAUUGGAGGUUAUGGAGCAUCUCUGCCACCAGCUCAUCACAGUUCCUACAACCUUAACCUUCGUCUCCGUCCUCAUGAUUUUAGUCUGAAUAAUAUAGCUUUAUGAUCUGAAAACACCUUUUGUACUUUUCAUUUCUUACAAGCGUUGCCCAUCGCUUGUAAUAACACCGCAGACGUCAUUGCCCGACGCUUUCCAAGUAUUUUAGACAAACUGAUAGCCAUAGGCAAGAUGGAGGGCAAAAGACUGCGAACGAUCAUAUAGCCGCUGAUCGGACCCGAUCAAGACGCUCACUGGUCUACCAAUUAAGACCACAAUAAGGAAAGCCGAGGACUGAGAGGAGUGGAAGGCUUUAGUGAACAACGUUACGAAAACCUUGAACUGCGGACACGACCUUCAGAACAGAAGAACGCGACCUAGAAGAGUGUUAUUACAAGCAUAUGAGAUAUUACACCUCAAGUCUUAUUGAAGGGCGCAGCAAGAUGUAAUUGUAGCCGUAGCGCAUUAUGCAUGCCUUAGUUUUGUAUUGCGGCUCAGAUCACAUUGAUAACGUCUCUUAGCAUCGAGGUGAAUGUUGGUCCUUUACUGCCAUAAAUAAAGAAGCCUUUACGACACAAGAACUUCAAAGCAAUACCGACUUGCCUAUAUGGUAUGCCACUACAGCACACAGCAAGCCUAUAUAAUUUAUAUGAAACAGAAUAUUCCGACCCUUGACCUGAAAUUCCGGCGAGUCGUGCGGGAUCAUUGCCACAAAUUAUGUUAAUUAAGUUUGAUAAUAAAUUAUCAAAAAUUA